AUGGCUCUUCUUGCAAAUGCCGCACGGGGACCUCCUGAAUCCCCACGAACAAACGAAGCACGUGAUCAUCCUCUCGGGGGUAUUCAAAUGCCAUUUAUUAGGCAAGAUGGCAGAACUUUCUUUGUUGGUCAAUUUGCCUUUGGAAGCGAAUUUCUUGCACACAAGAAGCAAUGUGCUCUUCAGCACGAUGCGUGUGUAGCUGCUGUCGGGACGAAACCUGAUAUUCCUGACGCUGGA
This is a messenger RNA of Paraglomus occultum, 237 nucleotides long. The record is from the annotation of a GenBank genome assembly. Lineage: Eukaryota; Fungi; Glomeromycota; Glomeromycetes; Paraglomerales; Paraglomeraceae.